Molecule: messenger RNA, 563 nt
Organism: Poecilia latipinna (sailfin molly)
Lineage: Eukaryota; Metazoa; Chordata; Actinopteri; Cyprinodontiformes; Poeciliidae
Product: arf-GAP with Rho-GAP domain, ANK repeat and PH domain-containing protein 3-like
Exons: 3
Coding region: 198-539 (113 amino acids)
Cellular component (GO): cytoplasm
Molecular function (GO): phosphatidylinositol-3,4,5-trisphosphate binding
Source: RefSeq, a predicted model, not a curated record
UAAGAGACAGACAGUGGUCCGUCCCGCCCCUUCCGGUUUGCUGCAGCGAGGUCCUUCUCCCCUAGUCUGGGAGUCCAGCCUUUCGCUUAACGUUUUGGACCUAGUUUAGAUCUAAUGGACCCAGUUCUCCUCGUCCUCCAGAGCGUCCGCUGCAUCCCAAGGAGAAGGUUCUGGAACAGGCGCUGCAAUGGUGCAAGAUGGCUGACCCAAGCUCCGCCCACCUGCUGGUGAAGAGGCUUCCUACAGGAGAAGGCCUGAACAUCCUGACCUCUUACAGGUGUGACGUCAUGAAGGUGGGGCUGCUGCGCUGCAGGGAGGAGCCUCCCAAGCUGCUGCAGGGGAACCGCUUCCAGGAGAGAACCUUCCAGAUCCGGGACCACAAACUGCUGCUGCUCAAGGACCGGAGGAGCAUCAAGCCAGAGAAGGAGUGGCCCCUGAAAACCAUGAGGAUCUACAUGGGGAUCCGCCGCAAGCUGAAGGCUCCCAGCAGGUACCAGAACCAGGAACAGAACCAGGAACAGAACCAGGAACAGAACUAGAACCAGAACCAGGAACACAACCAG